AUGUCUCUUGUUUGGGAAAUUACUAAGAACAACAGCUCUUUCUUGAAGAGAACCAAGCUCUAUGAUGGUGCUGCAUUCAACACUGCUCCAACCAACCCAUUGAACAUUAACUCUGAAAAGUACACCAAGACUCAAGCUGUUUCCGUUGAUGUUACUCCAAAGGGUAAUUUGGUUAUCAAGAAGUCCACUUUGGACUGUUCCGUCAGAAAGCCAAAGGAAUUCGUCAAGAAGACCAAGGUCACCAAGGGACAAAAGUCAGUCACCAACUUUGCUAGAAACAUUGUUGAAGCCACCGAAUCUGAAGAUUUCAGAGGUGACUUGAAGGCUGUUUUGGUUGCUCGUGCUGCCAAGUUGUUGAAGAACAGAAAGGCCAGAAAGUAAAUUUGCUUUUUCCAAUAAAAAAACAUAUAAAUUAUAACUGUCCAACAUUCAACGAUGAUUCAGCAGAAUAUUUAAGCUUAUCCAUUCACUUUCUAUUUCGGUAAUCACACGUGUUAAUCAAAAUAAAAAAUUGAUUCUCCUUCCC
This is a messenger RNA of Naegleria gruberi, 526 nucleotides long. RefSeq lists its product as uncharacterized. The record is from RefSeq and is a predicted model, not a curated record. Gene Ontology annotation, biological process: translation. Gene Ontology annotation, cellular component: cytosolic large ribosomal subunit; ribosome. Gene Ontology annotation, molecular function: structural constituent of ribosome. Bases 1 to 381 code for a protein of 126 amino acids. The transcript has a single exon. NCBI's taxonomy places the organism in Eukaryota, Heterolobosea, Eutetramitea, Acrasida, Naegleriidae.